UCUCUCUCUCUCUCUCUCUCUCUCUCUCUCUCUCUCUCUCUCUCUCUCUCUCUCUCUCUCUUUCCUGUAUACCUAUAUCUACAGAGGCGAGAAGAAGGCACUCGAGUCUGCGACGGAGUAUAGAGGCUCGAAUCGAAUAUAUCGGAGCAGAGACGGGAGCGGGGAGAGAAAAGAGCAAAUAAAUAAAGCAGCUACGAGGAGGUAGUGCAGUCCCUUGGGUAGGCAUUAUACACCUAUAUACGCGCAGGAGUACGUUUGUCUCGCUCUCGCUCGCAGCCGCGCGUACUCGCGCAUGGAAAAUCGAACGGCCAAUGGGCGCGCGGAGCAUCCCUCAGUGCGCGCACAGCAGCGACGGCGGCCGCAUCUCACUCGUCGACCCUCUCAUAUACGUACUCAUCUCCUGAGAGCACUGGUAUAUGAUACAUAACUAUAACUUACGAUCAACCAGUGUGCGCGUGUGUACGUGCGCGAGACGUCGCCCUGCAGUUACCUGGCCACAGCUGUGCGGUCUAUCAUUUUGUCUCGCUCGACUCGCUGAUAAGAGGAGCGGCCCGUGUGCUCCAAAUUAGGCGGCCCUCCCACGGCAACAACAACACGCCGUCGCCUCGGCUGACGCUGCCGCCGCGCCAGUUACGCUCGGUCGCGCCUCGCAUUCAAAGCGCGCCCUCGCUUUCUCUCGAUAUACAACUUUGGCAUACAACAUUGACUCCUAUCCGAGUGUCUGACUGCGUCAACUCCUCGUCAACGUUCGGGAACGAGAGCUAGUGCGCCAUGCCAGGCUCAGGAGUUGCUGCUAACUCGUUCGGACAGCUGGCCCAACAAGGCCAGGCUAGAGAAUGCUGCGAGGUCAGUUGAAGGACUUUACAUCCUGGAUGGCUUGUCUUCGUCCAGAGCCAUUCGAGCCCAAGAUGUUUGGCUCUAAAACGAGUGGCACCAGUACUUUCUACACGGAUUUACAUAUCACGGAUGACAAGGACUCGCAACCUGCAUCCGGCGAAUCAGAAAAGACUGGAAAUAGAAAUUCACGAUUGCUAGAGCAACAAAGUGCAGCUAGCGAAGAUGGAAAUUCACAGGAUUCAGACUCGGUUGGCGGACAAGAGGAGCAAAAUCAGUAUCCCAGACAUUCCUUCCAUAGGAUUGCUAGUUUUGGAGGUUUCCCCAGAUUUAGGCCCUUUGUCAUGUCUACAGCUUCAGCAGUGUGCACAGAAGUCAAUACAACACAGGAGACAUCAAUUGAGUCAUCUUACACAAAUAUGUCACACAGCGUUUUGGAAUAUAGAAGCAGCAGAUAUGUGGUCCAAGAAAGUUCUUAUCAAAACGAUUAUGCAGUUAGUGAAUCAGAAAGCGACGAGGAGUCUGAAGAGACGAGAUCUUCAGAAACGGAUUCAGCCAUUGUUGCAGAUCACGUCGAUGACUUACUCGCCGAUCAAAGGCUGAGAGCUAGAAAGAGUUCUAUAGAGGCAAAAAGAAAGAAGGCCAGGCAUAUCGCGGACGAACUAUUGACUACCGAAAAGAAGUAUGUCAACAUUUUGUACCUCAUCGAUCAGAUCUUUCAAUUUCGCGUCGAUCAGGAGAACAGAGCUCAUCCGAUGUUCCCACCGGACACAGUUCAGCAAAUGUUUUCUAAUAUAAAGUCGAUCUACAAGUUUCACAAUGACUUUUUGUUGCCUCAACUGGAGACGCGGAUAGAGGCGUGGGACGCAGAUCCAAGAAUAGGGGACAUCAUGAAGAACUUUGCUCCGUUUUUGAAGAUGUACACGGAGUACGUGAAGAAUUUCGAUUACGCAAUAAAUCUAAUAAGCACGUUGCAACAAAAGGUUCCGAGGUUUGCCGCUAUUAUAAAUGAGAUUCAAAAAUUGGACGAAUGCGCAAAACUUUCCUUAGCACAUCACAUGCUCAGUCCCAUUCAGAGAUUGCCGAGAUAUGAAUUACUGUUGAAAGAUUAUUUAAGAAACCUUGUUAAAGAUAACCCAGAUUAUGAAGAUACCAAAAAAGCCCUAGAAUUAGUAUCAACUGCAGCGAAUCACACAAACGAAGCUAUGAAGAAGAUUGAUAAAUUCAAAAAGCUUUUGGAGAUCCAAGAAAGUAUUUACGAUUCGACCGAUCUAGUCAGUGCGACGCGUGAGCUCGUCAAAGAAGGAAGAAUCGUCAAGAUUUCAGCUCGAAGUGGAGAUCACCAAGAAAGACACAUGUUCCUAUUUAGCGAUAUUCUGUUGCUGUGUUCGCUGCGACUGAUACCCGGACCCUUGUACCGUUUACGCGCCAAGUUCGCUAUCGAGAGCCUACAGGUGAUCGAGGGCGACAACCUCGAAACCGCGAACACGUUCUAUCUUCGGGGCCGAAACAAGAGCGUUGAGCUCUACACACAUUCUGCCACAGAGAAGGCCGCGUGGUUGGACGCCCUAUUCGAAACCAUGCAGGAGAUCAUGCGGCGCAAAGCUAGUCUAAAAAUCGGCAAUGCUAACACGGCUCUCCUCAAAGCGGACGACGUCACCCGUUGCAUGGUUUGCGAGGUCAUAUUCUCCGUUAUGAAGCGCAAGCAUAACUGUCGGGCUUGUGGAAUCGUCGUUUGUAGCAAGUGUUCGAAUCAGAAACUCUUAUUCGAGGACAACAAAAACAUGCGAGUGUGCCGGCUCUGUCAUGCGGCUCUGACCCAACCGAUGAGCAAGUCAACUUCACCAUCCUCACCAACAACCGGCAGCAACGGUCCGGUGCCCAGUCUGCUACAGGUGUCGGCCGCUGCAGCGUCCGUUCUAUCGGGUUACCUGCUCCUCAAGACUCAGGCGAGCAAGCCCUGGACGAGGCGCUGGUUUGCUCUUCACAAUGACUUUGUUCUUUAUACUUUCAAGACAGAGUCAGAACGCACUGCGAUGACUGCUACUCCUAUGCCUGGCUUCACCGUCACCGAGGGCACGGACUUACCCGACGAAGACGCUCUCAACGCCAAGGAUCGCGUGCGCGCUUUCAAGAUUCAUCACUCGCGGAAGUCGUAUUAUCUUCAAGCUUCGUCACAAACAGACAAAGAGAGGUGGCUCAAUGCAUUACAAUUAGCCACAAAAGCGGAACUACCUCAAGCCACGGACGAAGUCAAAGACGCACAACCAGAAAGUCAAUAAUACCAUGCCGAAGACAAAAACUAUAAAGUAUUCUGCACUGUAUUAAGCAACUUAGCCAAUUUCCAUAUCGCGUAAAGAGAAGUAAUGUUCAGAAAAUGUAGCACAUAAGUGUUGGCUAAUAGUCGUAUAUUUAAGUAUUGUUAAGUUACGUUUUUUUUUCUUUUUUAACGGCAAUCAUUAUACAACAUUAUUAAAUUCGUAAGUAUCUGACAAAUUUUUUGACGACACGUUGUGCCGUAUGUAUGUACAAAAAACGGAAACUACAAAAAGCAUCAGUCAAUUUUGUAAGUUUAUACACGCGAGUAUAGUUUAAGCUUAUUUGUUAUGCUAUAUACAGCGUACACGUAACUUCGAAAGUCAUGCGUUACGCAGUUGAAGAGUAAAAUUUUUAUCUCGUCUAUACAACGCCACUUUUAGAGUCUUUAUAUAUCGUGUCCGUUUAUAAAUAUAAAGGGAUCUUUUACGACCACACAAUCACCGGUCUAUUGACUACCGCUGUCAGGGCGCUUGUUAUUUUUGUAAUAUUAUGUUAUAAUCUAUUUAAAUAUUAUAUACGUCGUUUGAUCAGCGAAAAGAAAGAAGAGUAACGCUAAGAUAGAGUCGAUAGACUGUAAUUGAUAGUGACUAUUAUUAUAUAUAGAUAGAGAAAAUCGCGCUGGGUUGAGUGAUUCAAUGUUGAACGAGAGGCAAUUGAAUUUUUAGCUUUGGUGUUUUUAUCAGCAGCUCGCAAUUAUCGAAUUCUGUGAUUUAUGCAAUAAAUUCAAUUCGUCCUGGUAUUCAUGAAAUACACCGUUUUAAUUUGCUUUUUUAGUUAUAGCUUGCACAGGCCUAUGUAAAUAUGAGUUUUUAAUUCUAUAAUAAAAGAAUAAAGUGAACUUUGCAGUCAAUCUUUAUGAAAUAACAACACGCGGAAUAGAUCGAGAAGCAUCUUUGUUCCAUCAGUUGAACUUGCGUACUUUGUAUUAUUUUCUUCGCAUUAAUGAAAAGGAUAUUAUAUGUAACUUUAGAAAUAGAAAACACGACUGAUUAGAGAUGUACAAACAUUCGUUCAUUGCAAUUUCCAGGUGGAUUUUUCCACCUAAAAAAAGAGAACAAUAAUAUCAUUUUACAAUAAGACUCCUAACUUAACAAUUAUACAAUAAACUCUUUCAUAAAGUUUGACUUAAGAAGAUAAUCUUUAUUAGAAACAUGAAAAAUAAAAAACUCGAGUACUGUUAUUCAUUUAAA
Messenger RNA from Nasonia vitripennis (jewel wasp), 4343 nucleotides. RefSeq names its product FYVE, RhoGEF and PH domain-containing protein 1. The record is from RefSeq and is a predicted model, not a curated record. The transcript is spliced from 7 exons. Gene Ontology annotation, biological process: cytoskeleton organization; filopodium assembly. NCBI's taxonomy places the organism in Eukaryota, Metazoa, Arthropoda, Insecta, Hymenoptera, Pteromalidae. Gene Ontology annotation, cellular component: cytoplasm. The coding region runs from base 837 to 3116 and encodes 759 amino acids. Gene Ontology annotation, molecular function: metal ion binding; guanyl-nucleotide exchange factor activity.